Messenger RNA from Penicillium coprophilum, 3681 nucleotides. RefSeq lists its product as uncharacterized. Bases 1 to 3681 code for a protein of 1226 amino acids. The transcript has 7 exons. The record is from RefSeq and is a predicted model, not a curated record. NCBI's taxonomy places the organism in Eukaryota, Fungi, Ascomycota, Eurotiomycetes, Eurotiales, Aspergillaceae.
AUGAACUAUGCCUCUGAUCGAAGUGAAGUUGGUGAUGCCGACUCUCUAGCAUCUACCACAGAAAGUGAAGAGGGAACCGAGUACCUCGUGAAUGACAUCCAUGCAGAACGGAGGUUCUACGUAGAACCGGAUUCCGAUGAUGACGAGGGUGUCUUCAUAACUCAAUAUUUAGUCGAGUGGGCCGGGUAUAGCAUGGACAGGUGCAGUUGGGAACCGAAGGAAAUGUUUACUUCUGAAGAGACUCUAGAUGGUUGGGAAGAGAAAAAAAAGCAGAUCGCCGAGGGUAAGGUGACUCCUUUCGAUCUCAAGUCAUGGGAAAAGCAUACGGCUUUGGUGGAGAAAAAAACAAAAAAGCGAAAAGAAGAGCGAAGGCGCAAACGAGAGCAACGAGCACGGCGAAAAAGCCUCCCUAAGGUUGACUCGCCCCGACUGGCCAAUCUCGAUAAUGUAGAUGCCCGUGAGCCUGAAACACGUAUUGCAUCUCACCGAGCUUCCAGUCGCCUCUCCAUUGAUUCCAAUGCUUCGGCCUUGUUCAUUCCAGCUGAAACACCACCCUCAUCAAAAACGGCAACGCCUCGUCAACCGCAGCAACAAGUAGCACCUUCGAGAUCAACUACCGCCAGUGCGCAAUCAUCUGGGAAAGAACCUCUGGGAUCAACAACCUUGAUUGCACAAACUCAGAAAGCCCCAAGCCGGCUUCCAAACUCGCGACUUGCUCAGCUCGCAAAGAAGAUUACACUCAAGCAGAAAGCCUCGGUACGCCAAAAGAGCCCCCCACAAGCACCAAAGCCAACAUUGUCUUCUUUUGGUACGGGCCCGGGGGUAAAGCGCGCAUACCGUGAUACGAAAUGGGGCGAAAGAGCACCGGAUUUGUCACAGAUGGAGCUGAUGAAGCCUUCUGAAUUCGCACCAAGAAUGAACAUAGGCUCCACCACAUCAGUCGUAGGCCCAUCUGUAACAAGUUCCAAAUCCCCUGAAGCCCAAAAUCAACCUGCUUCUGAGAACCCUGACAGCCUGGCCAAUCGACUAGAGCCACAUACUGUUCAAGCAAGCGAUAAUGCUGCAGAGCAACCAAAGAAUCCUGUUGUUCUUGCAUCCUCAUCAGCUAUGGCCCCUCCAGUACCUCGGUCUUCGAACUCAGGCUUCACUACGUCCGUUUCCUCGUCGGCUGUGUUAUCUGCACCCAGUGCACUGCCGAAUCUAGAGAGACCUGUUGGUCCUGUAGAUUCCACUAUCUCGAUUUCCUCACAACCUACCCAAUCAAAUCUAGUUCCACAGGCAAACCUCACUCACCCUGCCGAUUCUGCCGAUCCUAUUGUCUCUACUGUUUCGCGGCCAAGUGAGACCUCUUCAACGAAUCCUGCUGGGCGAUCAGCAUCUGCCCUUACUGGACCUUCACCAGCUCCUUAUCCCCAUCACCCAUCACAAGUCAAUAUCGACACGCCUACCGGUUCUUCGGCGUCUACCAGCUCGAUCUUCCCCUCGGUUGCGCCUUUGGAGGCUCUUGCGGAGGCUACAUCAACGAAACCUGGUAGACUCUCGGGCUCUAAACUUGCUCUCUCGCCAGCCAUCCCGACCAAGCCCCGUGCAAUGAUCAGCCCCGAGAGGCGUACCGAGAAUCAAAACUCGCAGGAGAGCCAUGAGACGAACAAUCUUGGCGGAUACCUACCGACCGUCAGAGCGAUCUCGUCGGUCAUCGCCCUCACGUUGGUCAUCUCCACCUCGACGGUCAUCUCCACCUCGACGGUCAUCUCCACCUCGACGGUCAUCUCCACCUCGACGGUCAUCUCCACCUCGACGGUCACCACCCUAUCGACGGUCACCGCCAUCCCGAAGGUCACGAUCCCCGGGCUCUCGCGGGUCAUCACCUCCGGCCCGUCUCCGAAUUAUUCGCCCCCCUCAAGAUCUUCAAACUCAAUCGGGUUGAAUGGAAGCAUGUUAGGCAAUGUUGAAGCAUUUGCGAACACUGAACCUAGAGCCGGAGCGUCUGCUCAAACUAAUGCUUCUAUCGCGGCCGAACUUGGAGAAGCUCUGAUUCACGUGUUUGUCGGGCCCAACAAGAGACCCUUCGGUGCUUUUAGAUUAUGCGGCAUCCGUCCAGCGGUCCAGCAAUCUUUGAUCUUUGCCAAGAACCCGAACACACACCAGGUUGAGGUUUGGUUCAAGCACCUAUGUACAGUCAGAGACUACGAAAGAUUGUGCGAAGCUAGUGAAACGAAUUCUGUGUUGAGUACCGGCUGGAUCGAGGGCUUUAGCGACACCAACAACAAUCUGCAUGAUCUCGCAGAGGAUUUGCGAAAAGACGACCUCAUCGCCAUUCACUAUCCUAUGGCGAAAAGAAGUGGACCGGGGAUUGCCUGGGUUGCUUGGUCAAGCGGGUCACAGGAGUUCAAGUCUCCACGUCCUAAUGAUGAAGUGCCACCUGGCGUUCCUCUACUCAUUGCUGCUCGCACUAUGCUUGCACCGAUCGAGAUUUUGCAAGCAAUUGAACCUAGCCAGCCCGGGGGUCAAUCCCGUGGCUUUUUGCCCGAUACAUCGCUUUCAUUGCGCGUCGAGCCACCUAGUUCAGAUCAUGGCCUAGAGUCUGGAAACCUCCCAAGACAAUCAAACUUAUAUGAUACGAGGAUGGGUGGACUUUUGCAGCCGCGCGAUAUGCCGGCCCUAGCGGUCCAAAGCUUUCCCGCAAGUGAACUCAAGCAGAGUUUAAUCUGCGCUAACCCUCCACGCCAACUUCAAACCACAGGUCAAGCGGAUCAAGAUCAAGCGGGUUUCCAAACGAUUGAUGAAUUCAUGAAGAAAACCCUUAAAAUCGAUGUGGAAGAACUUGCGACAAUUGAGGAAGGCGGGAAACCUUCAAAAGCAGGUAUUUUCUACCUGCACUUUCCCUCGGGCAAUCAAGAGGUACAAAUGGAACUGGAGCUUCUGCACGCACACCUGAAAUAUCAUGAAAAAAUUGUUUUAACAAGCGAGAAUUCUGGUGAUUGGGCAAAAUUUGUGCAGAACAGCAGACAGGGCGUGGCCAUUUUUCAUGAAACAUUCGUCGGUUAUGAUACGUUGCAGCCUCCACUCAAUUCUGUGCUUCCACUCAAUUCGUUCAAUUAUUGGAUUGUUCGCAUUCGCAGACCACUCGAACUAAUCGAUCCCCGAUAUUGUUCGCCCAGUGACCACCAUCUACGCAUAUUUCCAUAUGGCGGUGUCAUCCUACUCACCGAAGACGUGUUGACAGACCUCAAAGGGGUGGCUGUCACUCUCCAAUGGAUUCGGAAUGCAAACAGGAACAAACGAAAAUCUUGGACGUUGAUGUUCUUCCCCGGGAUACUUGACUGGAUCGAAAGGAGACUCGAUGAUGAAAAUCACUCGCAAGAUCAUGGACUUCUGCUGCUCAUCCGCACGUUGAUUAUCAAGAACAACGUCACAGACCCCCGCACAACCGUGUUCGAUGAAGCCAGUCUACAACUCAACUCGAAAAGCAACGUUAUCGCACCCUCUCUUGAUGAAUACGGUACUCGCACAGAGCACCACGACUUGAAAAUCGAGGGCAAAAUUGAACGCGACGCAGAUCACCUGAUUGAAUUCUUCGCAGGGUGGUCACUGAUUAACAUACCACGUUUCCGGAACUUCAUUGCGGUCACGUCUCUCAAUCCCCCGCUGGAGCACGAUGGGGUAAAUGGGGCCAUGUGA